Fomitiporia mediterranea MF3/22 is the source of this 843-nucleotide messenger RNA. RefSeq lists its product as uncharacterized. The coding region runs from base 1 to 843 and encodes 280 amino acids. The record is from RefSeq and is a predicted model, not a curated record. The transcript has 4 exons. Lineage: Eukaryota; Fungi; Basidiomycota; Agaricomycetes; Hymenochaetales; Hymenochaetaceae.
AUGACUUCAACGACUAAAGCCGACGAUUUUGUCUCUCAAGCCACAGGAGCUUCGGACAAGACAGCUACCUUGAGAUUCAAAAGAUGCACCAGGAUAUCGCUUCCAAUGACUGAAUCUAAGAAGAAUCAUAGGCCUAGGCGAACUUGGGUGUACGGUUUCUGGAUGAAGCUUAAAUAUUAUCGACAGCAGGCCGAGAAGUACAAUCUUGAUUGGCAGAAUCAUCCCCUGGGCGUGUCUUUCUCCGUACUUCACAACCUAAUAGCUGCAACGCGUGUCCAUUUCUCUGGCCGUAGCGUGAGCUAUCGUGGUAAAAUGGCUAUGAUACUAGUAUUCGCUGAGGACGACGACAGACGAAGGAUAAAGAAGAAGGAAUUUUCGACGAAGCAAAUAGAUAGGAUUCGAAAGGAGCUUGGGCUUCCGAAGGGGACCAAGCCACGGUGGUACGAAAUCAAGGGAGAGGAAUACGACACAAAUGUAGGACUUGAGAGCGAGGAUGAGGAAUUCCCCGAUGGCCCCUAUGAAAAUCCGUACUUGACUUCGGAAGACUCGUAUCAGACCCUUGAUGAUGAACUGGACAUGAUACAUGGGACAGAUACUACCAACAGCCAUGAUAACGUUCGGAUGCCAUUUCUUAGUCUUGAACAGCCCAAAGGGUCAAUCAAAUUAGGCGAUAAACCAAGCAUUACGCACCUUAAGCUUCUGGACGACACUCUUCUGAACUCGCUCCUUCCCUCUAUUGCCACCAAUCUCGAAUUGUGUGCUUUCAUAAGUUCCAUCCAGAGUUGCGAUACGAGUUUCACAUCGACGUCAGACCCGAGCAGGGUGGUGCACGCUUCCCGGUAA